Molecule: messenger RNA, 1040 nt
Organism: Diuraphis noxia (Russian wheat aphid)
Lineage: Eukaryota; Metazoa; Arthropoda; Insecta; Hemiptera; Aphididae
Biological process (GO): microtubule-based movement
Cellular component (GO): kinesin complex; microtubule
Molecular function (GO): ATP binding; ATP hydrolysis activity; microtubule binding
Source: RefSeq, a predicted model, not a curated record
CGUGAUGAAAAAUGUAGAAGGAAUUUUGAGACUCAGACCGUUGUCCUUAGCAGUAACGUCGGCGUUAUGGCGGAUAUGCAAUGUGAUGACAUUACUAAUGAUAUUAAGGUCUUCAGAUGUGGAUGGACUUCAGUUUACAGAAAAUGUCUAUUUCUAUUGAUAAUUAUAGCAUUAAUAUUUAUGGAGAUGUGGAAACAUAACCCCACAAGAUUUUACAGUACCAUGCAAAACCUUAUGUGUUUAAAACCUGAUUUGUCCAUGGAGACUAUUGUGCCUGAGUGCAGGUUACCAACUGGUCGGGAUCCUGCAGUGGGAUCAUCUACAGAUUGCGGGGAUCUUAAUCGUAACUGUCGCAGUUGUAGCCACCAUUCAAACUUAUAUUCUAAAAUGACUGACGAUAAAAAUGCUGAUGAUUUUGAAACUGAAGAUCAGGACUCCAAGCAGAAGCGGAAUACUACCCUAUACAGCUGUAUCGUUUUUGUUAUUUUAAUUUCAAUGUUACUUUAUAAACAGUUCCAUUUGGCUAGGAUACAUGAAUUGAAUACCGACAACGCAGACAAUGACAACAUAAAUACACAAACACCAACGCCAUUAAAAACUAAAUCGAGUACUGCAGAUAAUACCGCACCGGUAGAGUUAUCAGCUCAUCAAAUUAAUGUAAGUCAAUGUGUUGACGAAAAACCUCUGGACUGUUGCAUUUUAAAGGCUAAUGAAAGUAGUACAAACUUUAUACCUACAUCAACUCCAUUACAAACUGUAUCAAGUAUGGAGGAUGUUGAACAACUUCAGUCACCAGAUCGUCAAGUUACUUUGGGUCAGUAUGCAGACGAGAAAUAUCUGGACCGUUGCAUUUUAAAGGAUGACGAAAAUAGUACAAACCUUAUACCUACCUCAACAUCAUUACAMACUACUGUAUCAAGUAUGAAGGAUAUUGUGCCAGUGAAAUUGACAGUUUGUCAGGCUAUUGCAACUGAUGUAGUGAAAACACAUGGUACAAGAAAUUUAAAAUUUGUUUGUGUUGCAAAUGGAAUUUGGCAACG